UACUUCUGGAAAACGAAGGGCAGAAACGAAACGCUGGAGGAAUAUAUCAUUUGCCGCAACAGUGAAUGGUAUAGCGAUAAGAAUAUAAUUGAUUUUAUGAGUAAAAUUGGCCGCUAUUUACGGGUGACUACAAUGAUGGGCAAAACCAUUAGAGACCGAUUGGACACAACGGGUCUCUGUUUUUCAGAGUUUUCUUAUCAAAUGUUUCAAUCCUAUGAUUGGCUUUAUUUGUAUCAAAAAUAUGGCGCCGAGUUUCAGAUCGGAGGAAUAGAUCAGACCGUGAAUAUACAUAAUGGUCACGACCUGAUCAGGCGUUUGACUGAUAAGCAAACGUUUGGUCUUUUUAUGCCAAUACUAACCGAUGAGAACGGGAAGAAAUUUGGCAAAAGUGAAGAGAAAGCUAUUUAUUUAAACGACGAUAAAAUUUCUCCGUUUGGUUUCUAUCAAUUCUUCCAUCAGUUGACAGACCGACAAGUUUAUGACUUUUUGAAAAUGUUUUCGUUUCGUUCGGACGCAGAGAUUGAACAGAUAUACCAGAAAUCACUGCGAACUCAAAAGCCGUGGUAUUUACAGGAGAUUGUGGCCGAAGAGAUGACACUUUUAGUUCACGGAGAGGCCGGCCUCUCAUCAGCCAAGAGAACAACUGAUGCCUUAUUUAAGAGAGAUGUGGAAGUGUUGGCCCGACUCAACGAAUCCGAAAUUAACGAUGUGUUUGAAGGCGCGCCGAUGUCUACAUUGAUUUUCAAUCCCGAUGAGAUGACCGCUAUUGAGUUGGCCAUCAAAGCUCAAUGCUUUACUAAUGAAUUCUUGUCUCCGCAACAAAUAUUAACACAAACCGAUAUUCUGGCGAAUAGUAUAACAUUAGUGAGCGUUGGGAAACGAAAGCAUCACAUCGUGAAGUGGUAUUGAAAUACAUAUUGGGCUAAACUUUUAUAUUAAAAGUUGACUUAUUUUAUAUAAUAAAUCGGUUUCAAUGCGCGUAUAAAUCAAAGGCAAUAUUUGAUUAAAUCUUUAAUACAUUUCUAUACA
This is a messenger RNA of Medioppia subpectinata, 1029 nucleotides long. The record is from the annotation of a GenBank genome assembly. NCBI's taxonomy places the organism in Eukaryota, Metazoa, Arthropoda, Arachnida, Sarcoptiformes, Oppiidae.